UUCGCCGGGACAAAUCAUGCGUUAAUGUUCCUGAGAAUGCGUUGGAGGUUUGGGUUUAAGCAGAUUUAGAUUUUUUUGCUCUGUGCUUCUUCCUUCCUUUCUUCAUAUCAAAGAUUUAGUCUUUACACAUUGUGCUCUGGUCAAUCAUUCUGAAAGAUUUGUUUUUUUUUUAGUGCUAUAUUUGUUUCAAUGGAAAUAAGUUUCAUUGGUUCUCUGUUGUAGAUGGAUAAUGGCUACAAGAACUGAGCUUGGAGAUGUUCUGAAACAGAGCCAAAGAAGAACGGCGUCAGAUAUGGCGGAUGCGAGGUUACAUAAAGGAGGAGCAGAGAUGAAGGAGUGUCCAACAAGUGGCACAGACAGUGAGAUUCUUCGUGUCAGAACGAAACGUUCAAGCCAUAGUCGUCGAAAGGAAUGUGUCGAUGAGAGUUUGGAAGACAAGGACGAGCUUGUGAAAUAUAUGUCCAAGUUGCCAGGUUAUCUCCAGCGUGUAGAUAGAGGUGAAGAGAGCGUACCACAGAGUAAUGUUUUGAAUGUUGGAGUCUUGGAUUGGGAUCGUCUUGAGAAAUGGAAGCGUGGUCGAGCAAGAUCAGGGAAAAGUGAGAGACAUGUGUCUAGUUGUGGUUUUGCUACUACUUCUACCUCAGGAGUAGUUGUUCCCAAUGAAUCUCAUCACAAGUGUGAGAUUGAUGACCAAUUCCCCACUUGCUCAAAUCUCGGUAAAGUUAAAGCCUUCCGGGAUCUUCAACAUUCUUUGGAACCUGUGUUGGCUUCUAGGGAUUCAUUAAAUAAGCAGGAAAUAGAAACUUGUAGCAGUAAGCCCUCUGGAAGAGAUCACAAAGCAGUGGAACCUAGGAAGAGCAGAAGAUCGCAUUCGAAUCAGGAAUCCUCUUCAGGUUUAUUGUCAGAAAUGGGAAACUCUGGUGGAUCACUGUCCAUGAAGAAAAACUUAGUGGUCCGGGAUAGGGAUACUCAGAAGAGAGCAGGGGAAAGAGCUACAGAAAGUGCAAGACAUUGUGUUGAGAAGAAGUUCAAUGAAGCUUCUACAACUGGUGAAAAGCAGGAGUUCAGCAACAUUUUUCUCCUUCGUUCAAGAAAACAGUCACAAAGCAGCACUCUUUCAUGUGAGCCCCAGUCACUGGAUGAUAACAUGAGGGGAGCAAGGGAAGCUAACCGUUCCUGUCCACUCUCUAUCGACCUAGAGAAAUAUUCUGAAGAUAGGAUGUUGCCUCUUGGUGCUGAACUUUCGGGUAAAAAGGAACGGUCUAGUGGGAGAAGGCAUUCAAAGACGGCUUCGAGGAUAUUUGAUCAAGAAAUACGCGAAGAUGAAUCAAGAAAGGAGAGACACCAUUCACCAAGCAAGCGGUUUAGUUUUAGCUUUGGUCGUCUCAGCAGAAGUUUCAGCGUGAAAGAGGAUUCAGAUGGCCAACCUUCUCAGGAUGCCUUCAAGUCUAGCUCUAUGAGAUUCGAUGGUUCAGUUUGUCCAUCUCAGUCAAGUAACCCGGAGAGCCACAACACUCAUUGCAGAUCUCGAGUUAGCCCUCUAAGACGGUUUCUUGACCCUUUAUUGAAACCAAAAGGCUCUGAAAAUGUUCUUCCAUCGAAAGCAAGGUCAAGUUCUUCCAAUCCAAACCCAACCAAGAGCGACAUACAACUUCAGGAUGAAAAGAAGCAAGAUACUUCGAGAACCAGAGCUCUUUUUCAGCUAACGAUUAGAAACGGCAUCCCUCUGUUUCAGUUUGUGGUCGAGGAUAACAACAACAGCAGCAGCAGAAGUAUUCUUGGGGGUUCAAUGAAAAGCUCAUCAUUCAAAGAUGAUUCUGUUCAGUACUGCACGUUUUACUCAGUUAAUGAAGUCAAAAAGAAAAAAAGCGGAAGCUGGCUUAUCCAUGGACACAAAGAGAAACACUGCGGGUUUGUCUACAAUUUAAUUGGUCAAAUGCGGUUGAGCAACUCCAUGAGCUCAGACUUAACCGAGCAGAAGUUCAGAAUCAUAUCUCCUGUUAUUAGGGAAUCAGUUCUGUUUGAUGAGUCAGAGCAAGUGAAAGGGAGAAAAGAGGUUGCAGCUGUAGUUAUAAAAAAGAAGCCGGUCGAAGAAAACUGUACUGGCCUCGAGGAAACGAGUGUGAUCAUUCCAGGCGGCGUUCACAGUUUCCCGGAGAAAGGAGCACCAUCACCGUUAAUUAGUCGGUGGAGAUCUGGAGGUUUAUGCGACUGCGGUGGCUGGGAUGUUGGAUGUAAACUCCAUGUCCUCUCUAACAAAUCACACCUCCAUGAAUUCAAUCAAACCUUCGAACUGUUGGACCAGGAAGGAAGUGAACAAGAGUCUGGUCCAGCUUUGGCGAUGAUUGAGCUAAAGACAGGGAUCUACAGGGUGGAGUUUGGUCCGUUGGUUUCACCGUUGCAAGCGUUUUUUGUGUGCGUGACGGUUAUAACAUGUGCUUCCGAGGCAAAGACCACCGUAAAAUCAUCUUCUCCUUUGGCUCCACCCUUAUCUCCUGUUGGUAGAGUCUAAACUCUGGACACAAGCAGAGUAUCUAAUGAUCAAUUAGUCUUUGUUAUAAUUUUCCCAACUUGUAUUGUGUUGUCUCGUAAAGAAGGGAGUCAAAAUCACAGAGAGAUACAACACUAUGACCAAAAUCAUGGUGAAUAUAUGUUAUUUACGUAAUGUUCCAAUUGUUUUGUAGAUCAUAA
Molecule: messenger RNA, 2691 nt
Organism: Capsella rubella
Lineage: Eukaryota; Viridiplantae; Streptophyta; Magnoliopsida; Brassicales; Brassicaceae
Exons: 2
Coding region: 230-2512 (760 amino acids)
Source: RefSeq, a predicted model, not a curated record